AUGGAACACGAGAGGGUUAACCUUGUGCGAUGUGAGAGAGAGAAGUAGGUAAUGUGAGUUGUGGCUUUGGGCAGUGAGUCUGAGAAAAGAAAGCGGAGAGAUGGAACAAAAGGUUAUUCCAAAACGCAGCAAGACAAAGCGUACUCCUUUGUCGUUUUGAGGAUAGUUUUUGAUUUUUGA
Eutrema salsugineum is the source of this 180-nucleotide messenger RNA. RefSeq lists its product as uncharacterized. Lineage: Eukaryota; Viridiplantae; Streptophyta; Magnoliopsida; Brassicales; Brassicaceae. The record is from RefSeq and is a predicted model, not a curated record.